Ornithodoros turicata is the source of this 2000-nucleotide messenger RNA. RefSeq lists its product as uncharacterized. Lineage: Eukaryota; Metazoa; Arthropoda; Arachnida; Ixodida; Argasidae. The transcript is spliced from 14 exons. The record is from RefSeq and is a predicted model, not a curated record. Bases 396 to 1922 code for a protein of 508 amino acids.
CGGGCUAGCUGCAAAGUCGGCUAUAGAGCCAAGAGCCAACCGCAAAGCCACAAGCAAAGCUCGGGAGUGGUCGAAGUGUAGAGAGCGGUUUGAGAAGUUUCAUGGUUUCAUCAUUUCAUCGGUUUUAUCAGUUCGUGUAAUUUAGUCCUGAGGCAUAUUUGGAACUUUGCUUGAAAUCUUGAUGUGGUUUUCGUGUCUGCCUUCACCGCUUGUCGUUCUUCUCAUUCUCAGCUCGCUCGUAAACGAGCGGAGUGGUGAAUUUCGCUUCUACAUACGUCGUAAUGAAUGAACGAUAAUUUGCUGUUUCAAAACGUUGACCUAGCGCACGUUGAAAACAAAGCUUAUAAAAUUUGUUGUCAAGUGGCCUCACUCAGCCGACCAAAGACUACUGGAAGAUGCGUUGGGUAUCAUACGAUCAUUCCAUGCACGGAGUGUUUGCACGGGAAGUUCUCCCAGAGGACAAAGAGUUUCUCUUGACACACAAAGACACGUUUAAACGCAUGUGGCAUGAACAGACACCCAUGUAUUGGAUGCGACUUGUAGUGACCCUGCGAUCUUUCAUCAAUACAAAUAUCUAUGAAGAAGGAUUUUGGGAAAAAUUAGCUCUGUCAAGAACAGUGUUCACAGCUUUGCUGGACUCCUGCUAUGCCACCAUAUGUGAAAAAUUUGUGUUGGGAACAUUUGGCAGUGCAAACAAUUUCAUGUCAUCCAUCAUGCUGGUUGUCGCGAACAUAGGCAUGAUGUAUCACAUUGGAUCAAAGUCUAUAGAAGAGGACUCGACAGCACAUGACCCCUUCUACUGUAGCUGCACCAGGGAUUCCUAUCGGGAACUCUUUGGUUCGCCUAGCCCUGCAAAAAGGGCCCAAGUUAAGGCAUAUGUGCUGAUUCCUGCUUUCAGCCGGUUUGCUGCAGCGGUUGUGAUGAUUCUUCGGCAGUGGAUACGGGCGAGGGAUAUGCAGCUGCGGGAUUUCUACCAGGCAUACAGGCAGAACCCAUAUUGGCCACCUCCUGUGAACUGGUGUCCCAACGAUUCCUUUGCGGAUUUCCUUUCUGGCUAUGAAUGGUUGUCCCCCGCUGAAGAUGAAUUGUCUGCAGUACUGAUGAAUGACCCCGACCGUCAGAAGAGCCUCCAAGAUCUUAGUGAACUUCUUGGAAUUAAUGACAGCGAAUGUGGAAGUGGCAUAUCAUCGGAUGAAGAUUCGCUUGAUGUUAUUUCUGCUCUUGCGGACAUCCUCAUUGAGGUACCUGAAUGGGAAAUAGACCAUGUUGAGGCAACCUGCCUCUCUUGCUGUGAAUGUAGGAUGAACCCCAUUGACUUAGCUGUGAGUGAGGUGCAGCAGGAACUGGUUCGUGAGUGCACUGGAGCACUGUUUUGGAAACAGGAGAGGAUGGUGCGUAUCUUAAGGAAGGCAGAAGUCAAGUUUCAGAAUGAAGUGAAAAGGCAAGGCAUCAAACUAAGGACAAAUUUCAAGAACGUUCCUCCCAAAAGGGAAAGUAUAAAAUCUCGUAAGGUAGUCUCAGAAGUCAAGGAAGCAAGAGAGCUCUCUGCGUCAGGUUGUGCAUCUUCUAAUACUGCACAAGUGUCAAACUGCCAGGAGAAGGUGUUACCAGAUGUUUGCAAAAAAAAGAAUGGAGAACCUACCAGCAAAGAACCAAACCAAGCAAGAAAAGAAGAGGCAAGAAGCGUGCAGCUGAACGAAACAAACUCUAAAGAGUCUAGUGCAGCAAAUGCCUUACUGCAGGGGGGGAAACAAUGUGCCUUCUGCGGCAGAAGCGAUGGCUUGAAGCUCAAGAGAUGUGCACUGUGUGUCCGAAGUGGCUUCCAAGUCCCUCUUCGGUACUGCUCCAGGGAAUGUCAAGUGCGAGACUGGGAGGAGAAGCAUCAGUAUGCCCAUCAGCAAGAAUGUGAAGAAAUAAUGUGAAGAGGACAUUCAUCAAUGUUGAAGUUGUCAUAUUUAUAUUCCUAUGAAUAUAAGAGAAUGUCACGUUAUGAAAAAUCA